AUGACUCCAUUUGACGAGGCGAUCAAGAAGCUCAACGACUCUGGUUACACCAACUUCGUGUCCCUCGUCAAUGCUUACGGCAAAAUCAAGGAGGUUAAAGCCGCACUCUCCAAGCCGCUGACGAUGCUCGUGCCCAGCAACGACGCAAUCAAGAAGGUCAAAAUCACGUCGUACAAAACCACGGAGCUCGCGGCGCUUGUCGGCUUCAGCGCGUUCAAGGAAGUCAUCCCAGGCGACAUGCUAAAAUCGCUGCCCGAGGGCAAAAACAUUACAACGCUGACCGCGUUCAAAAACGGCAAGCCAAUGACGCUGCAGAAGCUGGCGAACAACAAGAAGGGGCAGGUGGUGCUGCAGGGGAAGAAGGGCAGCACGAUGGCGAUCACCAAGCUCAACUUCUACGUCAAAACCGGCAAGCUCAUCGUUCACACCACGGAUGCGAUCGCGUUUCCCACUACUCUUGACGGGAAAGUAAUGUAG
This is a messenger RNA of Closterium sp. Naga37s-1, 477 nucleotides long. The record is from the annotation of a GenBank genome assembly. NCBI's taxonomy places the organism in Eukaryota, Viridiplantae, Streptophyta, Zygnematophyceae, Desmidiales, Closteriaceae.